CCAAUGCUUCUCAACGGCUUCUUCCUCCUCUACAUAAACCGCUGCUUCAAAUAGACCAAACCUCUCUCUCUCUCUCUCUCUCUCUCUCAUCCCUUAAUCUCAGCACUCUGUUUUCGAGCGGCCCAAAAAUGGCACCACCCUUCCCUCCUUCAAUCCCCUUCUCCUCCCCAAUCACCCACCGCCGCAUGGCUCUUUCCCUCUGUAACCAACAUCCCCUCUCUGAUUCCCCCAAAACCCCUCUCCUCCAUUCCCCUUUAAAGAAACGCCAACAGAAACACUCAUCAGAAGAGGAAGAGGAAGAGGAAGAUGAAGAAGAACACUUGGAAAUCUCGCUCGCAAAGUCCCUCUCAACUACUCACUUCAAGAUAACUCCAUCUCGAAAUCCAUCUCCCGAAGCCAGCGUCUCCUACCGUUCCAUCGCUGUGAUCUCGGGCCACAUGGGAUCCGUCUCGUGCCUCGCCCUCUGUGGGGAGUUCCUCCUUAGCGCGUCCCAAGGCAAAGACAUCCGCGUUUGGCAGCAGCCUGACCUGCGUCAUUUCACUCGGUUCGGGCAUGGCGACGGUGCUGUCAAGGCCCUUGUCACGGUUGGGACCCGGAUCUUCACCGCUCACCAAGACAGUCGAAUCAGAGUCUGGAAAAUUUCGAGAGACCCCGAGAAUGUGUUCAAGCUCAUUGCGACAAUGCCUACGCCCAAGGAUUAUCUGUCUAAGUUCAUGAAACAGAGCAACUAUGUGCAGUCGAGAAGGAACCACAAGCAUUUGUGGAUUGAGCACGCAGAUAGUAUCUCGUGUUUAGCAGUGAGCCAAGGGCUUAUCUACUCGGGCUCGUGGGACAAAACCUUAAAGGUGUGGAAAUCAUCAGAUCUCAGGUGCAUAGAGUCAAUUCGAGCUCAUGAUGACGCGAUCAAUGGGCUUGUCGCUCACGGUGGGCUCGUGUACUCGGCCUCCGCCGACGGGAAAAUCAAAGUGUGGGGGAAGAAGGGAAAGGCCCAUAGCCUUUGUGGGGUCUUACAAGGGCAUAAAGAGAUGUCCAUGAAUGCAGUUGUGGUUUGUGAGCAAGGGAAAUGGGUCUAUGGUGGUGGGUCAGAUGGGAAUGUUAUGGGCUGGGAAGGUGGGCUUGAUGAAUGGAACCUUGUUUGUGAUUUUAGGGCACAUUCCGUGGCUGUUUUGUGCUUGUGCUUGGCUGGAGGAGAGAUACUGUGUAGUGGGUCAGCUGAUAGGAGUAUUAGGAUUUGGAGGAGGGGGUUUGGGGGAGGGCUUUGCAGUGUAGGGGUUGUGAGGGGGCAUGAGGGACCUGUGAGGUGCUUGCAAGCCUCUUCACUUAAGGUGGGUCAAGGCUUUUUGUUGUAUAGUGGGAGCCUUGAUAAGAGCUUGAGAGUUUGGUGGGUGUCCAAGGAACAACAUUUUCUCUCUAGGAGUGGGGUCCUAGGUGAACAAAGGGGAGAUGGUGAGCUGAAAUUUAUUAGGGCUGGCAAUGGGCUCGGUGGCCCGGUCGACCCGAUCCUCAAAAAGUAGGGUUUGGGCUUGGGCUACGAACUGCGGCCCAAGGGCGAAGUUCAGGUCUGUGUCAGCCUCUCUCCUUUUCACUUGUUGUUGUUCUUUUAUUUUUAUUUAUUUUUUUUUGCCCCGUCCGGCCCAGUCAUAUAGGGAAAAAGGGCCGGGCCAAGGCUGGCCCGGCCUGGCACGUUGCCAUCCUUGAGCAGAGUAAGCAUUUGUUUGGUUAUAGAUGAAAUGUAUAGGACAUGCAAAGAAAAGAUAGGUAGGGGAAUUUCUUUUAUUUAUUAUUUUUUGUAUAGGACAUGAAUGUACACAAAUAGGAGUGAGAUUUGGAGAAAAGAAGAGGCGAUUUCUAUGUGAAAGGAAUCGCUAGAGGAGUAGUUCUUCAGUUAGUUUGAAGGAAGAAGACUUACUUCAAGGGCAGGGUUUUAACUAAAAAUUCAUUGUUUUGUCCAUAAACCAUGGGAAGAUGAAUAAUGGACAUUCAGUUAUUCUUUUGAAUAAAAAGUGAAAAAGUGAAGCUUUUGGUAAAAGAGAAUCUUCAUUUUUUUUUUUGGAAGAUAAAGAAUGCCUUUGAGAGAGAAAGAAAAGCGCACUUUCAUCGAAUUGGUGAAGAUCAGAAGAAGGCAUCAUACUUUUUUUUUAAUUUAGGGAAGAGUUUUCACAAAUCCUCGUUAUCCUAUGCAGACCACAAAUGUGUAUGUGCAAAAUCCUAGCAAGGAGCUUAUUUAGAAUGACUUUCGGGGAUUUAUUUUAUUUUUCCCUUGCAAAGCUGCUUGAUUUUCCCUUGUUGUUGUAAUCUUUUUUAAUUUCUCAACAAAAUUGGAAUACAAAUGUUUUGGCCCUUCAAUGAGUUGCAAACUUCUGUUUUUUCUUGGUAGUCUAUUUCUACCCGUAGUAGGAAUAGAAUUGAUGACGGUAUAUUGAGCCCAUUUUUUAAAUGUGUUCCAACAUUCGAGAAGUUUUAUUUGGAGUUUAUGUUUGGUCAAUGAUAUAUCUCCAACCACCUAAG
Messenger RNA from Amborella trichopoda, 2508 nucleotides. Its product is annotated as protein JINGUBANG. The record is from RefSeq and is a predicted model, not a curated record. NCBI's taxonomy places the organism in Eukaryota, Viridiplantae, Streptophyta, Magnoliopsida, Amborellales, Amborellaceae. Gene Ontology annotation, molecular function: protein binding.